Prunus armeniaca (apricot) is the source of this 429-nucleotide messenger RNA. NCBI's taxonomy places the organism in Eukaryota, Viridiplantae, Streptophyta, Magnoliopsida, Rosales, Rosaceae. The record is from the annotation of a GenBank genome assembly.
AUGCAAGAGAGGAAAAGUAGGGCUACCGAACGGUACCUUAGUUCAACUUCUGGAAAUGAACGCGACUGCUUCAGAUCGCCUGGACACGAAUCGCCCUUCCUACCGUUUGAUACGCCGGAAAUCGCCUGGUUGCCGUUAGCACUUGUCGGAAAUCGCCUGGAAUACCGGAAGCCCUCGUCGGAAAUCGCCUCAACAGAGCUCUCGCUUCUCACUAGAUGCAAAGUGAUUUCGCCUCCGGGGUCACCUCUAUUUAUAGGGGAGUGGUUUGCAACGGUACUCCUCGAAAAACCAAACGGCGCAUUAAUGCGCCGCGCGCCAUCAUUACUUUCGCCACGUGUCGCUCAUCCUAUGGGGGAACUGACGGCACGCGAGGCGCGAAGUCGAAGCGCUCAGAUGUCCCUUCACCGUCCGCUCGACGCGACCUUCUGA